AUGUCGUUCGAUCAGCCCAUUGGCGCCCCCUUCACUUUGGCAUCGCUGUCCAAGCCCGUCGGCUCUACAAAUGGAUGUGUGCACGCUGCUGGCGUCUGCAGCAUUAGCGGCAUCAAGAAGAGGAAGCGCACCGAGAUCGCUGUCGGCGUAGACGGCGAAGGCGUGUCAAUUUACAGUCUCCAAAAUCCCCAACUUGUAACUUCAUAUGCGCUGCCGCCCAGCGCCACUUUUACAACCGCUCCAUACUCCAUAUACCGAAAAGGCCCUUCCAAGACACCAGCGCAUCGCUUCACAUACGCAUCUCUUACUGGCUCUUCGCCUGCUGAUAAGCCGCAACUCGUCUGUUUUCACGACAAGACCAAUGGAGAGCACACCGAAACCAUAAAGACGACUUAUACUCCCUCUGCUGCUGCGCGGAUUUCCACAUUCGACUCGCUUCCUGUGGCUCCUGGCGGUUCCUCGAAAGAUGCGACUCAUGAUAUCCUUGCGACCUUUGACAAUGGCGAUGUCAUCUGUCUUUCUGCAGACCUGGACACGGUCAGAUGGACUGUAAACCUUACAUCAUUCGUUUCUUCUGGAGACUCUCAGGCCGCUAUCGAAUACAUUACACUUGCUAGCGCCAGGUCUGUGACACGGGGAUUACUCCGAAGCCGACAGGACGUUACAACAAUUUUGGACCCUACAGCAGACAACACAUCCGAUCUUCUUGACCUUGUUCAGGUGCUCUGUAUCCUUGGUCGCAAGACAGAUGGUGCGAGAGCCCUGACACUUUUGCAAGUACAGCCAAGGUCUGCAGAUCUUACCACCACUCAGCUCUCGCCCGUAAAGCACUUGCUCGCCUUGGACCUUCCUGCGCCGUCGAAAACAUUCCUUUCUCAGAGCAGUUCUACACAGAUUACCCUACACGCAUCUAGCGGCGCGCUCUAUUUCAUCAUCAAGGGAACACUGAUUUCUUACGAUCUCUCUGGAACUGUACCAAAGCUUUCUUCUGAGUUCGUUCUUCCUGCGCCAGGCGUCGACGCAUUCCUACGAACCGGACAGGAUGUGAUCUUUACUACAUCGCAAGAUAUGUGCAGAGUGUUCGACGUAAAAUACAAUUCUUUACAAGCUUUGCAGUCAAUGGUCGCCGGCUCUUCUGAUUCGGACCUUACCAGUCCCUCAAAGAAGAGGAAGCACGCACAGCCAGAGACCAGUGAACAUUCAGCGUCCCCUUGCAGUCUGGUGGCCUACUACGCUGACAUUGGACUGGUGGUAGCUGUCCGAGAGGAUGAGGUCUUCGGCAUGCAAUUUGGAGGUGCAGCACCUCGGAAGCGAGCCAAAACUGAGGGCACUCUACUUAUCGAUGCUCUUGGAAAAGGCAUUGCACCGGAACGAAAAAUUGUUACAGGAAUUGAUGGCCAAGCUUGGCAAGAGAGGAAGUGGAAACUCAACAAAUACGCUGCCAAGGGCAAGAUUACAAAGUUUGAACAACACUUCGCCGCAGAUCUGGGCAUUGAACUCGAGAGUGCCGAAAUAGCACAGAAACGUGGAAAUGAGGUUUCGGGCGGACCGUUGACUAACGGUGGUGGACCAAGCCUUCCGGAAGAUGACGCCAUGGUCAUCGACAAGCUUGAUGAGGAGCCCGCGAAGGAUGAACUACCUCGAUGGAAGAUGCCCAUUGCUGUUCCUGGACAUCAAAGACAGCAAUAUCGUCAGUAUGCACUGUAUGCACUAAGUAAGAUAUUCUACUGUACAGAUGCUAGCGAAGCCGAUCAUGAACCUCGGGGAGUUUUGAAGAUUGGUUUCUUCCCACCCAACGUCUUCCAGUGGCUUCUGCAGACCGGCCAUCUUAGCAAGGAGUCCAUUCGUCGAUCACUCCUCGACGAAGCAAACGGCCAGAUUCAGUCAGUGCCGACUAUCAUUGACGGUGAUAUUGUCAAGGCACUUGUUGAUUACGAUUCUGAUUUGCACAUACUCUCUGCUGUCUUGAACCACACUCAAUUCCUUCCAAUCGGCGAAGUCGUCCAGGCUAUCAAGCUUCUCAUCCAGAGUAUAGAUGACGAGCCGGAGCAAGCUCAAGAAACGAAGCUAUUGACCAAUGGUACUGCACCAGCCGAGGCCGAGAUGGAUGUCGAUUUCGCCUCGGAGUUAGAGGCAGCCUCGCAUGAAAUCGACCACGCCCUGUCAGUUCUCGACCAUGGUCUCCUGACCCGGAGUCACACCUUGCGACCUGCACUCAUUCGACUGCACACUUUCCCUGCCUCGAUCAUCAGCUCAACACUUCGAUCCAUGCUGCCACGACGGGAUCUCGAAUCACUCAUUCGCCUCUUGCAUCUUGAGUUGAAGAAUGGAGGCUGGUCAUCACCAUUGGGCUUCGUUGAUUUCGAAACCGCUGGUGGUGACAAUUCUGGAGAAGAUCCGGAUGAUCAUGCUGUUUCUAUUAUUGCUUCCCUACUUUCGAGCACGCUUGAUGCCAUUGGCGCCGGAGCUUGGCUCGCGUCGGUCGGCUCAACCUCUGGAUGCGAAAAUGGUGACGGCAUGCUCAAAUCAUUGAACAAGGACGCAUCCGUCGCUCUCAGUGGUUUCUUUGAAGCGCACUUCAUUCGUGGUCUACUAUCUGAGUUCCUACGCUACGCAUCUACGGUGCCCGCUUCAAACAAGCCUUCCGUUCAGACUUUGGAGAUCCAGGGCAAGCCAUUUGGAGUCACAGGUAAACUGAAUCGAGAGGAGGAUCUGCCUAUGUUGCCGCUCGGCGCAAAGGCAGACCAGGGUGUAGAAAAGAUGAAGAAUAGUAAAGGCGGCAAGAAGGAGCAGCGGAGCAAGCGGGAAAUGGGCAUGCUCAUCAGUAAAAAGGUGCCAAAGUACAGCUUCGAGCGCAUUGUCGUUUGA
Messenger RNA from Bipolaris victoriae FI3, 2868 nucleotides. RefSeq lists its product as hypothetical. The transcript is spliced from 2 exons. The record is from RefSeq and is a predicted model, not a curated record. The coding region runs from base 1 to 2868 and encodes 955 amino acids. NCBI's taxonomy places the organism in Eukaryota, Fungi, Ascomycota, Dothideomycetes, Pleosporales, Pleosporaceae.